UUUGAUAACAUAGAAAAUUUAAACAUCAGAUGACAUUAGUUUCAAAACCGGGUCAUGGAGCGGAUCGUAUUCUGUAUCGUUGCUUUGUUUGUCGUCUGCUACGCGCAGGUUCCAACUCCUUGCCAGUCCCCAAAACAAUGGGAGGGCGAUAUGGUGUUGUUCGAUGCGAGCAAGGAUUUUACAGAGAAGUCCCGUAUAAUAUAUGACGAGACAAACAUGCGAGAAAGAACCAUUGAAGAAAUUGAAGUUGGCAAGGAAAGGGAUUAUUAUGAAGUUCUCAGAUUGUUCAACGAGAGAAAGGAAUACAGACUUAACCUCCGCACGAAGAAGUGUAAUGUAACCACUAUCAUGUACCCAUUCAGAGUGAGGGGUGUUCCCAGUGAUGCCAAAUUUCUGUUUGAAGGGGUUAUUGGAGCAUCAAGCAUACCAUAUGAACACUUCACAGCCGUAACAUUUGGUGGUGAAUACACGACAGAUCAUGUUAAAUACGCAACCACAGUAACCUUCCCUGACUGCAUUCCUGUUGCUGAUAACUAUUACAAUGACGUCACAAGCUACGUUGAAUCAAGAUAUUUUGAUAUUCACGCUGGAAUUACAGACCCGAUGGCGUUCAUACCACCAACAGAAUGCGCAUAAUAUAAAAACAACGACACAUUUUUGUACAGUUUUAAUACAUGUAAUCUAUUAAAAUUUAUAUAGCACUGUACCUCAAACUUAUGUCCACUUUUGUAGCAUUGUGAUCAGAAUAAAUACAAAAACAGUGAAAGUUA
This is a messenger RNA of Ruditapes philippinarum (Manila clam), 770 nucleotides long. Its product is annotated as mammalian ependymin-related protein 1-like. The transcript has 6 exons. Gene Ontology annotation, biological process: cell-matrix adhesion. Lineage: Eukaryota; Metazoa; Mollusca; Bivalvia; Venerida; Veneridae. The coding region runs from base 55 to 636 and encodes 193 amino acids. The record is from RefSeq and is a predicted model, not a curated record. Gene Ontology annotation, molecular function: calcium ion binding. Gene Ontology annotation, cellular component: extracellular region; lysosome.